Messenger RNA from Sclerotinia trifoliorum, 5411 nucleotides. The record is from the annotation of a GenBank genome assembly. NCBI's taxonomy places the organism in Eukaryota, Fungi, Ascomycota, Leotiomycetes, Helotiales, Sclerotiniaceae.
AAUAGUGAUCUGGAUAUCAGACUUCAUAUUCAAAAGUUAACAUAUGAAGAGAAUUGAUAUCAGAAUGUUUGUUUUAUCACUUCACACUCAUCUUCCUUAGUAUUUUAUAUUGUUACAACUGGAAUCUGUCUUUCCUAUCUUACCUUAGAAUCCAAGAAUGUUAAAAUAGUGCUUGUUACAUAAAGGAGAAAUGGGGUAUAAACACAUAUCACUUUAUAAAAUACCAUAAAAGUAGUUGAAUGAAGGGAAUGACAGGUUUGUGAAUCAGUACGAGGAGUAUACAAAGAAUGGAAUAUUGAUUGGACUUCAUUCUUUAACUAUUAAAGUUUGUCUGUUUAUAUCAAAAGUUUUAAUGUAAUGAACAGUAUUAUAUAAAAACAGUGUUAUACCCCUUCGGGCCGGAAAGACUAUUUUUCCAGUAUAGGCAAUUCAUUUCGAAGCGAGGGUAUUGAUAUUCAUAUAUUUCAUCCUCUAUCUUCCUUCUACAUUAUACUUUUUGUCCCUCUUCCAUAAAUGUUCAAACUCCACCUACAAAUGUUGAAUUUCUGCAACUUAAAUCUCCAGUCUCGGUGAAUGAAUCAUUGAUAGAUCCAGAUAUGAUGGUAAGAUUGUUUAUUUUCCUUCCCUAUACUGGUGGCUCGGUCAAUGGUUUGAAUAGACUAAAAGAUAUCCUUGGUCCAAUAAAUUUAAAGAUAUUCUUGCUUAGUCCACAAUCCACGAAAUGUAUCCUCAUCAUUCUCCUCAUCUUCUAACAAGUCAGUAGUGCACUCAUUUAUCAACACCAGAAGAGCCUGGUAUCGAGUUUCCUAAAACUAAUAACCUUCCGAAAAAUUUAAUUGUACCACGGAACGAAUUGGUCAAUUCCAACUCCAAAGAUUUUCCAAAUCCAACCUCAACUCCUUUAACCGCCAAAAACCUCGAGAUCUUGAGCAAUUCGACUGAUUCCAGUACUUUGAAGCACAGAAGCAAAUCUCCAAAAGCGUCUACUGAUCAUUCUGGUUCAGUUGAAGAGAUCGUAAAGCAAGUAGAAGAGUAAGUCAAGAUCACCUUCAUCCCCUUUUUCCAAUUCUUUCACACUCGUCCUUUUACAGGCUAUGGAAUUCGCUCUUACCAACGAAGGCUAACCUAUUUCCUCAGCCAAGAUGGGCAGGAGCUUUCAUCCAUAGAUAAUACCACGACAGCAGCAAAAAUAGCCAGCAUAUUCCACCUAGCUAAAACUCCUGGUACCUUCCAGCUUAUAAACCUUCGAAAUAUUGAUAAUAUAGAGCUAGUAGGAGAUCUAGUGGGACGACUUAUUCAUUUCGAUCCCAGCGAUCGCAUUCUUCAGAAAUAUCAGAAUUUUGGACCACCUCCGGUAGCAGGAAAGAACGGUCUCCUUUCGUUGCUCACUUCGCAGGACAAAAUGGCUGAAGUUAUGAUCACAUCGGGAAGCCAUAAAUGUUUUUAUUGGGUAUGCCAUCAACGUUUCUCUAAGUGCUCAAUCUUCAGCUAAUAGUUGACAAGGGUUGGAAUCCAGCGAUAUUCUCUCGGGCAAUUAGAUUGGGCGUACGUGCCCCUCCUCCAGUUCCAUACCAGAUCAGCGCACAGUCAGGAAACUGGUAUAAGCCAUCGAAUAGUGAAACCAGGGAUAGAGUGGCUUGGGAAAUCUUGAAUGGUGAGUCUGAACCCUCUUUAAUUGCAUAUGUAUUGACAACAAUCAGAAACUAUUUUUACCAAGAGCGGAAUCAAACCAAAUUCAUACGAGCUCCGGGCUCUAGCAGAUGACUUUUACUCCGGUAGGGAGGUUAAAGAUGCGGCAUAUUACGCCCAUCUUACGGAGCGAGAUACACUGGCGGAUGGAAAAGGCUCCGCAUCAAGUUCCUUCCACAUCACAUCCAUUGAUAUGGAUACAUAUGGACACAAUCUGAACCGCAACUUGUAUGGAGGACGCAAGAAUUCAGAUAAGCUUGAUGAUCUCAAAGCAAAAGAAAUUCUGAAUUUGUUCUUAGUGGAAGUCAUAAAAUUCAACGAGAUAGAAGACGCGCUAGUUCGUGUAGAGAAGGACAAGCACCUCGAAAAGUCGAGCUUCACAGUUGCUACAGUUCAUGGUACAGAGGUUCGACGUUCCCGAGAAUAUGAUAACUUCAUCGAUAAACUCAAUACCAUGGAAAAGAACAACGAGGAAGCAGGAAAAGCUGCGGAGAGAAUUGCUUUCCAGGAUUUUGUUCACAAUAUGGACAUCCACGGACUAGAUUCGAUAAUGGGGUCACAAACCUGGUCAAUUACACAUAUUCGUACGAUUCCAACCUUAGAUGGGCCUGUCAAGGAAUCUACCCACAUUGAAAACAUCACCUCUAAUGAAGGACUUCGUGAGCCUACCGAUGAGACUGUCGUCCCUGGAACAAUUACCUCUGAUAAUGGACCUCGUUCAAUUUCAUCGCCAUCGAUUCCAGAAGAUUUGGUAACAAGCAAUGAGACAGCUCCGAAGAAGAAAAAGAAGAAGAAGAAGACGAAGGGAAAAGGCAACGCAAAAAAGGUUGCUAGGCAAGAAGAAGACCUCGAGUCUACAGCGUCAGAAACUACGCAACCAACUGCUAAGAUUACGGAAAAGUCCUCUCAUUCCAUUGCACAUGAUCACUUAAAUUACCAUUUCGACGACUCUACAAAUCCAGUGGUUGACGAUAACAUCAGCUGGGAAGUCGUGAAACCCAGGCCUAUUAAGAAAAGACCACGAGCUGCCCAUCAGUCUCGGCCAGUUGAUUAUCCUAAGCCAUAUAAGCACGAUAAUCCUGUUGCUGUCAAAGCUCGACCGAACCAGAACAUUGAAAAAAGAAAGGAAGGAAUGUCCACCAAAGCAUCAGGUCAAAUUGCUACCACUAUCACAGAACCUGGCCAAAAGUUAGAGAUCAAGAGCUUCGAACAUUUCCCAGCAAUCUCUCCUCCUCUGAAAAACAAUGCACAACAAAAGUUUGCUACGACUAGGGUAGAACAAACAACAAUGAUGGAACAACGGGCUAUGCCAAAAACGGGCCCCGAGGUUUGGGCAAAGCUAGAGCCUACAGUCGUAGCUGAACAACUCGCUGUAUCGAAGACGGACCUUCCGGCUGAUAUCGGAGCUAACGUUGACCCUAAUCUAACAAAUCCAGCGGCUCAGAAUGCAGCAGUGGUAUUGCUCCCCAUACCUUCGACAGAACACGCUUUCAUAUCUAUGGAAGUGGAUGCUGAGGACACCUCUGACGCUACCAAUUCUCGCGAAAAUAUUGAUCUCAGUUGGACUUUAGCCGAUGAAAUCACAGUGAAAAAGGUUAUCAAUGAAAGUGCCAAGGAUACUGAUUUACUUAGCACAGUCAGUACCAAAUACAAAGCCAAAGAUAUUGCAACAAGACUUCUUGAAAAUUCUCCACCCCAGCGUGGAAUGACUUUGAAGUAUGACGCACCAAUCUAUUUAGGGGAUUUCCUUGAUGCUCCAAGUCGGCGAAGACAAUACCGAAGCUCUUCUGCUGCCCCAAAAAUGUUGGCUGUUUUCACUACAAUUAGUGAUGAUGAACUAAAUGGCGAUGAUGAACUAAAGCCACCAAAAUCCGGUUCUGUUCCGUUCAUUGAGAGGCGCACGUCUGUUACUGAGAUAUCUCUUGAUAAGAUACCUGUUGAUAAGAUGUUUGUUGCUAGUAUGAAGUCUGAGGCAUUACUGGUUGGCAAUGCUAUUGCAGCCCGUCACUUAUCUCCUGCUGAAAGUACGUCUAUGGAUUCUGCCGUUGACAACACCAUUCAACUUGACGCCUUGUCUGCCAUUGACAGUAUAUCUAAAGAUAACACUGUUUUCAAAAUUCCUAUAGUCCGUACCAAACAGGUUUCUGACGUUGCAUCACUGGAUACCAUUGUUAGCAAUGUCCUUCAAGUUUCAGAUUCAUGCUCUUUAGAGGUUGGUACUGUUAACGAAGCAUCUCAGCCACCUAAGGAAGCUACCUUAACUUCUAUCAGUAAACCCAGUUCAAUUAUUAGUUCAACUAUGACUAUUCAUGGUCCUCAGCCUCGUGGCUUCCAUCCUUCUUUCAUGGGUUUGAAUUCUCCGAAUCUGAACUUCGCGGUAUCUACUUCGGUAGGAAAUCAGACAUACACUCAGAAGACAAGUGUGGAUAGUUUUGAUCUCGCGGAAAACAUUCUUUUAGAGUUCUCUAAUGGUUGGAGUCGUCAAAAACUAUCAACCAGUAGCAUUCUCCAUGUAGGUCCUUAUAGACAUUUGGAACCAAGUUUAGCUCAGAUCCCAUUCGAUUGCACUUACUGUACUAGGAAUUAUUAUGCAACUACAGACAGUCCAAUGGUCCUUUGUAAUGGCUGUGGUCCCAAUAGUGGUGUCACGUAUUGCUCGGUUGCGUGUCUCCUAGCGGGGAGUCUUGCCCAUGCUGAAGUCUGCCAGGAGUGUGUGGAUAACUCCGAGACACCUACCGUUAAUUAUCCUACUGCAUAUCAAAUAUACUACGACGGCACUCUCAAUAUUCUUCCUUCAAUGGCGGCUACAUUUAAGAGAUCACCUUACGCCUAUCGCCAAAAGGUUUUCGCGAUGUACUGUCGCAACGGACCAUUUCCACAACUUCUUACAGCAUGGGCUCGGCGAAACAACCUUCUACAUACUCUUGAAGGACAAGAUGCAUCUGAAGCUACUAAGAAGGCCGGUAGUUAUUUUAUCUUCAAGUCUGCCUUAACUAGUAAUGGAAGUAAUGCAAGUCGCACCAACCCGGACAGCACAGUUAUAUGCACCAUCAAAUUCCGUCCUAGCGACCAUAUGAUGCAAGCUGUCGAUCGAUGCCUCCAGGCUUGUUUCACAACAAAUCACGAGUACGUACGUGAUAUUAAGGAAUUUCUAUUUAGACUUAUCAAAGAUUUACUUUCCGAUGACGAUUCAUUUGAUUGUUUUCCCCAUACAGAAGAUCGCACAACAGUAUUUUAUGAAUUCCAGCAUCAAUUCAGCCUUGAAUUUGAAUUUCAUGCUGAUAUGCAGAGAAAUCGUAUGGAAAAGUUUGAUUUUCAAUUGGAGUGGCCCGAAAUUGAGCAUCUUUUGUGUCAAUUUGAGACUGGAGAAUUCAUCUAGAGAUCAAAUGCUACGACGUUGGAUAUCUCAAACAGCAGCAUGUUGGCUAUUGGAGAUUCUAUUCAAUGAAAUCAAAAGCCAUACUACUAAAUUUCCUCAUUCAACCUGCUAUGUGUACUUCACCGUCACAGCAUUAAGAUUUCAGGCACAAUCAAACACAUUUUGCUCGGUCCGGGUUGGGGGAGAAUUUUAAUACAUCGGAGAAAAGGUUGGCGUUUUUACGUUCACACAGCACAUACAUUCAAAAUUGUCAGUUGCACGGGUUUUCGCCUCAAUAAAUAAUCAUGAUUGAUACCUAGAUGUAAGCAAACAUGAUGAAUCCUGAGGUUUUAUUUUCACAUUC